Messenger RNA from Seminavis robusta, 900 nucleotides. Lineage: Eukaryota; Bacillariophyta; Bacillariophyceae; Naviculales; Naviculaceae. The record is from the annotation of a GenBank genome assembly.
AUGUUUCGCUGCACUCUUGCCAUGUCGAACAGGAGCAUACAGUGUCAGGGGAUUGCAACAUCCACGAAGAAGCGAUGCUGCAAAGCAGCCAAGCCGGGAUUCGCGUAUUGCCACUUGCAUCUGCCUCGUUGCGACAACAAGGAAGCUCUGCAAUGCAAGGGGAUUGCCAAAUCAACCAAAAAGCAAUGCCGCAAAACAGCCAAGUCGGGAUUUGAGUAUUGCCACUUGCAUUUGCCUUGUUGCCAACACAAGACCGAUGGAACAUCCAUCAAGGCCAGUACACUCGAGAAAUUUGACUAUAGAUUCCAUGCUGUAUCGGGCAGACUCAGCACUGAUCCACAAGAGUUUCGCAAGCAAAGCCUUCGUUCGUCAAAGCAACACUGCGUUGCCGUUUGGGACUACCGCAAGCAUCGAGAUGCCUACACGUCUUUCAAACAAAAGGAUUUGACCCAAGGCAGCACGGAACUGGACCACGUCUUGGAACUUCAUGUGGUUCGUGAUGCGUUCGACUUGGUAAAGCCUCAAGGUACUGGAUUUCGAAGCAGGAAGGCGGCACUGAAAGAGAGACUCAAGACGGUCCUCAACGAAAAGGAGAAUUUGAAUUUCACUUUAGAAGUUGUGAAUCAAACCAAGUUUCGCGGGGUCUAUGCGUUCCAAAAAGCGUAUCUGAUGGGAACCGUUUGUCCGGGAUUGGUCCCAUACUUGAAGGAAGAGUGGCAGAAACGAUGGGAUGAAUCCAACAAAAACACGCGACUGCGUCGAAGAGUGACUCGGCGGAUUGGAGAGGAGAUUGUCAAAUCGUACGACCACGUGCGUGACUCUCUUCGGGAUGAGGAUUUGCUUCAGGGUCAGUUGAUUGAGCUUUUGCAUGACAAUAUGGUGGCCAUGUGGCUUUGGUAG